UCCUUACAUAGACCAGCACACAGGGGAUCAGGGGAACGUUCCUAAGACAUGAAUAUACCGGAUCUCCAUCCUCACUGGUCAGUUGGUCUCUUCUUCUUCCCAUUCAGCACCUGCAACUUACCUUAUCUUUUCUCUAAUCCUAACUAAACCCCUCAAAAAAAUUGCAAUUUCACCAUGGCAGAACGGAGUUCCGUUCUGUCGUUUCGAAGCAGACCGAACCUGAAAACCUCACAGUGUACUCUCAUUGAGCUCACUGACCAUCAGCCGCUGUGGAAGAGCGCCCAUCUCAGUUGCAGUGUCAGUGGUGGUGGUGGUGGUUAUGGAAAUUUUGGUAAUUUUGCUUCCGUUUCAAUGGCUGAGAAGGGAGAUAAAUUUGAAUUCGCUCCUAGCUCGGCUCAGCUACUGAAGCAUCCGUUGGUUGUUCUUAGUUACGUGCCGAGAGACGCUGCGAUUUUUGUUGCAGGUGCAAUUGCUGGUGCUGCGGCUAAGACUGUAACGGCUCCGCUUGACCGUAUUAAGCUUCUUAUGCAGACUCAUGGUGUGCGGGCUGGGCGAGAAGGUGCUAAGAAGGCAAUUGGUUUCAUUGAGGCCAUAACAUUGGUAGGGAAAGAAGAAGGACUAAAAGGGUAUUGGAAAGGAAACCUUCCUCAGGUGAUUCGGAUCAUACCUUAUAGUGCUGUCCAGCUCUUUGCUUAUGAAACUUACAAGAAACUGUUUGUGGGAAAGGAUGGUAAGCUCUCUGUCGCUGGAAGACUUGCGGCAGGUGCUUGUGCAGGCAUGACAUCCACUUUCGUAACAUACCCUUUGGAUGUUUUGAGAUUGCGUCUAGCAGUUGAACCAGGGUAUCGAACUAUGAGUGAGAUCGCCUUAAACAUGUUACGUGAGGAAGGAAUUGCAUCAUUUUAUUAUGGUCUCGGGCCUUCUCUUAUUGGCAUUGCUCCAUAUAUUGCUGUGAACUUUUGCAUUUUUGACUUGGUCAAGAAGUCUUUGCCAGAGAAAUAUAGACAGACAACUCAGGCAUCUCUACUAACAGCUGUGGCAUCUGCUGCUGUUGCAACACUCACAUGUUAUCCUUUGGAUACAAUUAGAAGACAAAUGCAAAUGAAGGGAACGCCUUACAGGACAGUUUUGGAUGCUUUUCAAGGAAUCAUUCAAAGCGAUGGCGUUACCGGCUUAUAUAGGGGGUUUUUGCCAAAUGCAUUAAAAAACCUACCAAACAGCAGCAUUAGGCUUACUACAUUUGAUAUGAUGAAACGUCUGAUUGCAACUGGUGAGAUAGAGUUUCAGAAAAUUGUGGAGGAAAACCGUGAGAAACAAAGCCAAAAUGCCAAUAUUUGAACAAUCAUGUAUUGUUUGCUACUGUUAUUUUGUAGCCCAAUUUUUCCUCCGGGUUAUGUGUAGGAAUUAUGCUCUGUUGCGGUGUUGCCAUGAGUUUAACCCAUAUGAUAUGUGACAUUCUUCAGCUACCGGUGAAUAUUUGUCCUGGUGCUAUUCUUUUGUAGAACAAUCAUAUGCAACCAUUCUUAUUAUUGGUAACUUUUUUUAAAAGCAAAA
This is a messenger RNA of Manihot esculenta (cassava), 1554 nucleotides long. Its product is annotated as thylakoid ADP,ATP carrier protein, chloroplastic. The coding region runs from base 175 to 1338 and encodes 387 amino acids. Gene Ontology annotation, cellular component: thylakoid membrane. The transcript is spliced from 10 exons. The record is from RefSeq and is a predicted model, not a curated record. NCBI's taxonomy places the organism in Eukaryota, Viridiplantae, Streptophyta, Magnoliopsida, Malpighiales, Euphorbiaceae. Gene Ontology annotation, molecular function: ATP transmembrane transporter activity. Gene Ontology annotation, biological process: transmembrane transport.